CACGAACCCGUGUCUCCUGCAUCGGCAGGUGGACUCUCAACCACUACGCCACCAGGGAAGCCCUCCAGUCUUCUUUAGUGGCUCUUCUGAAAAGAGUUUUAUCAGGAUUAGGUAAAGUGUCACUUGAUCCCGAGGUACAGCAAAUCAGUAUGUAACUCUGAGGCUCUUCUCGACUCGGUGGUAUUUCUGUUCUUGAGACAAAGAUAAUUUCAGAAAAUGCUACCGAAGGUGGCCGCUCCCCUGUGUUCCUCCCCCUCUCCCCAUCUGCUGUCACGGUCCCUCCUGCAUCCUAAGAGGACACAUCUCUGUGGCAGUGUCUUGGCUUUUAAGCUGUUCCAGUUUUGGUGAUAAAGGCUCACAACUGCACUUCUUGUUGCAGUCUGUGAAGAAGAUGGAGGGGUAUUUGCCACCGUCCAUUUAUCAUAAUUAUAGCAUGUACCGUUGCAAAUGGAAAGGGGCAGUUAGAGAGAAAAUUCCUUCUUCCAGAGAAGACAAUGAAAGUGGCAGAUUUAGCUGCUGACACUCUGUGCUUUGUCGGAGAAGUCUUUGAAGAGCUCCUCCCGGAUUUAAUCAUGAUCAGGAUCAGGUACUUCUGUGCUCAUGUGCCCACGUCCAGAUUUCUGCGUCUGAAGCUCUGCAGCUCUGAGACGUCCCUUCUGUGCUCAUGAAAUCUCAUGAGCCCGAGGCUGACCCCCUCCACGGUCCUACUCAGGCCCUCAGGGCUGCUUCUCAGAAUUUGGAGAAAAGUGGUAUAUCAGAGAAAAAUGACGUAGAUUUAAAAGGAAUUGCAUUUGUCAUCCAGAGUCAAAGUAAUUCUUUUCAUGCAAAGAAAGCAGAACAGUUAAAACAAAGCAUCUUAAAGCAAGCUGCAGAUCUUACCCAGGAAGUCCCCAGAGUCCUCCUCCUUCACCAGCUGGCUCAGCAGGAAGGCGCGUGGACCAUACUUCCGUUGUUACCGCACUUUUCUGUAACAUAUAGUAGAAAUUCAUCAUGGAUUUUCUUCUGUGAAGAAGAGACAAGAAUACAAAUUCCACAACUCUUACAAGCACUCAGAAGAUAUGACCCAUCAAAGGAAUGGUUUUUAGGAAAAGCAUUACAUGACGAAGAAUCUACGAUAAUUCACCAUUAUGCCUUUUCCGAAAAUCCUACAGUUUUUAAAUACCCAGACUUCGCUGCUGGCUGGGCCCUUAGUAUCCCACUGGUAAACAAGCUUACCAAGAGAUUGAAGAGCGAGUCCCUGAAAUCCGACUUUACAAUAGAUUUAAAAUAUGAGAUCGCUCUCUACAUCUGGGACAGAGGUGAUGGACCGCCCCUCACUCCUGUGCCUGAGUUUUGUACAGACGGGGUGGACUCUUCCUGUGCCACCGCGUUUCAUUCUUUUCUGCCGCUUUGCGGAAAUCCAGUGAAGAAGAAGGAUAUUUUUGUUGCAGUAAAGACAUGCAAGAAAUUUCAUGGUGACAGAAUCCCCAUCGUAAAGCAGACUUGGGCGGGGCAGGCAGGUCACAUCGAAUACUACAGCGAUUACGCAGACAGUUCUGUUCCGACGGUGGAUCUGGGAAUUCCUAAUACAGAGAGAGGUCACUGUGGAAAGACAUUUGCCAUUUUGGAAAGAUUUUUGAAUCACAGCUAUGACAAAAUAGCAUGGUUAGUCAUCGUGGAUGAUGACACAUUAAUAAGCAUCUCCAGGCUCCAGCACCUGCUGAGCUGUUACGAUGCCAGUGAACCCGUGUUUCUGGGAGAGCGUUACGGCUACGGCCUGGGCACCGGCGGCUACAGCUACGUCACAGGAGGAGGAGGGAUGGUCUUCAGCAGGGAGGCAAUCAGGAGACUUCUCGCCAGCAAGUGUCGCUGCUACAGCAAUGACGCUCCAGAUGAUAUGGUCCUGGGGAUGUGCUUUAGUGGGUUAGGAGUCCCUGUGACACACAGCCCUCUCUUCCAUCAGGCUCGGCCUGUGGAUUACCCUAAGGACUACCUAUCUCACCAAGUUCCCAUAUCGUUCCACAAGCACUGGAACAUCGAUCCCGUGAAGGUCUAUUUCACAUGGUUGGCACCCAGUGAGGAAGACAGAGCCAGGCAGGAGACACGAAAAGGCUUUAAAGAAGAGUUAUAAAGCAUGGUGGCCUGUGGGCACAGGCAGGACACAGAAGCAGAGACUGGCAUUGUCCUGCUGUGCUGGAUCACACUGCUUACGUGCGACAUGCAGCAUCGGAAGCUUCCUGACUUUAGGUGGACGUUAUUAUACGGUAAUUUUUGAGUUGAGGGUGGGGAAGGAGUCAUAGGGAAAACAGAGAUUUUUGUUUUCUGGGGAAGAUCACUUGCUUUAGCAUUAUGCCGUUAUUGCGAUACACAAUGAUUACGGUGUAUCUUUCAAGCUGUGAAACAGCUUUAUUUCUGUCAUAGAAAAAUAAAUGGUACCAGAAUUUUC
Messenger RNA from Delphinapterus leucas (beluga whale), 2425 nucleotides. NCBI's taxonomy places the organism in Eukaryota, Metazoa, Chordata, Mammalia, Artiodactyla, Monodontidae. The record is from RefSeq and is a predicted model, not a curated record.